GAACUUUGAUACCAGCAAUCUAAUAACAUACCUACGAAAAGGUUAUCUGAAUAAACGUCUUGAUUUCGCAAACUAUACGAUACCUUAUAUCCCUUAAUUCCUAUCCAUCUACACUGCAUGGCACUCGGCGAACACAACACUCAACGACCACAUUGACACAAUGCUUCACCACAGCGAUAUUUACUAUUACAGUAAUGAUAUCAACCAAUUUAUCCCCAAGAACAGCGCCGCCCUCUCCCGAAGGACGCCCCGAGACUCUUGAAUACAAAGCGACUUGGCAGAGGAUCUUUUGUUCGCAAAUAUCUUCUCGUUUGCAUGAUCUAUUGAAUUCUGACACUCAACCACCACUACCAAAAUGGCGAACUCGAGCUGAACUUUAUCAUCGCGCAGGCCUCGAAUCUCCAUGGAUGUCACCGACUCCUUCUACAACUGAAACACGAUCGCCAAAUAUAUCUUCAUCCUCUCCUCAAAACGACAUAAGAUCAUCCACUUUAUCUUCUCCUCAAAGCGAUCCAUCGCAACUCAUAAAAACAGAUCGUGUCGCCUCGCUCAUACCUGCACCUCUACCUCUACCUGCCAAUAAGACUAUAUCCAAUCCGAAUCUCCGACGCGAAAACCCAAAACGAGAUCCAAUCCUAUCCAUCUCGCACAACCUACGACCAAAUCGCAAGGUCGCAAAACAUCCAAAUGCUCCGCGAGGUAUAACGAAAUUACGAUUGCGUGAACUUCCUUCCUGCAGACGAACACACAGGAUGGUUUUGAGGUCUACAACGAUGCGGAAUAUGAAAAAUGGUUGAACUUGCAGUUAAGCAAUUGGAGAUUAUUAAUGCAUACAUAUACAACCUAGAGAUUUUGGGAGACGAUGAUAUGCAACGAAUUGAUGUGCAACUACCUUGCGAUUUUCUGAUAUCAGAUGCCAAACAUCAAUCCUGGACGAAUGUCAAGGAGCAUAAUGUAAUGUUUAGGGAGAAUUUGGGUGUGGAGGGAUAAAGAGAAGUGAGGAUGAACGAGGAGACAUGAGGAGAUAUACAAUGCUUAUGAGGCAAGUUAUGGUGGACAGGUGGUAGCACUAGUAAGUAAUAUAGAUGCUAUUUGUUAUUCCAGUCACCGAGCACUGCUACCAGCCGAUCGCACCUUAAUAUUAUUUCACGGACUUUUUUAGUGGUCACUAUCAGUGAUGACUCAUUUCAAUAAGAAAAUAGUAACCUAGUUAAAAAGUCAUUAAUUAAUUAUCACUCGUUUUAACUAUUAUUCCUAGGAUCUUUUUAAUAAUCAAUACUAAUAAUAACCUAUUUCAAAAGAGGAAUAAUAAUCUAAUA
Botrytis cinerea B05.10 is the source of this 1319-nucleotide messenger RNA. RefSeq lists its product as hypothetical. Bases 195 to 797 code for a protein of 200 amino acids. The record is from RefSeq and is a predicted model, not a curated record. NCBI's taxonomy places the organism in Eukaryota, Fungi, Ascomycota, Leotiomycetes, Helotiales, Sclerotiniaceae. The transcript has a single exon.